Molecule: messenger RNA, 1713 nt
Organism: Pisolithus orientalis
Lineage: Eukaryota; Fungi; Basidiomycota; Agaricomycetes; Boletales; Pisolithaceae
Product: riboflavin synthase domain-like protein
Exons: 11
Coding region: 1-1713 (570 amino acids)
Cellular component (GO): cytosol
Molecular function (GO): FMN binding; flavin adenine dinucleotide binding; NADPH-hemoprotein reductase activity
Source: RefSeq, a predicted model, not a curated record
AUGACCGACGACGGAGGGGACAGACAGCUGUUGAUUCUGUAUGCUACAGAGACAGGGACAGCCCAGGAAACAGCAGAUCGCAUUGCAAGGGAAUGUCGAAGAGCGUACUUCCAAUGCCGUGUCUGCAGUGUGGGGACAUACUCGCCCGAAGAUUUGAUCUCAGAGACUUUCGUUUUGUUCGUUGUUGCUACGACGGGGUCAGGUGCUGAACCUCGCGCAAUGACACCUCUGUGGAACCUGCUUCUCAGGUCGGAUCUACCUCGCGACCUGUUCGAGGACUUAGAUUUUUGUGUCUUUGGGCUGGGCGACUCGGCAUACGAGAGAUUUUGUUGGCCUGCAAAGAAGCUCUCUAGAAGACUGUUGGCUCUUGGAGCCCGCGAAGUCUGUCCAAGAGGUGAGGGCGACGACCAACACCGAUUGGGAUUGGACGGCGCACUAGAGCCAUGGAUAGAACAGCUAUUGGAAACGUUACUUCUUUUGUACCCCGAAGCUCGAGUCGUCGAAAAAAAUCGCACUCUCGGUAAACCUCCGCCCCACACUCUCGAACCUUUCGAGGCUAAUCGGAGCUACUUCGAUGUGGCAGUGCGGUGCAACCGUCGAAUCACGGCCGAAGGUUGGUUCCAGGAUGUACGCCAUUUCGAACUGGUUGCGGAUCGAGAUAUCAUGUAUGACCCUGGAGAUGUGGCCGUGAUCCAUCCCACUGCGAUGGACGCGGAAGUCGACAGUUUUAUGGUAAUGAUGGGUUGGGCGAACGUCGCUGAUUUUCAAGACCAAACACUACCCGACGGCGUACCGCGCAUUGCAACGCUUCGCAUUCUUUUCACUUACCACCUCGACUUCAAUGCCGUUCCGCGUCGAUCAUUUUUCCAGAUACUUCGCCAUUUCACAACAGACGACACUGAGCGCGAGAGACUGGACGAAUUCCUUUCCACUGAGGGUGCGGAUGAACUGUACGAGUACUGCCAACUCGUCAAACGCACCAUCCGCGAAAUCCUCUCUGAAUUCCGAUCAACGCGCAUACCACGAGACUACAUCUUUGAUGUCUUCCCUCCUCUCCGUCCUCGUCAAUUCUCGAUCGCAAGUUCUGUCAAACGUCACCCCCGUGAAAUCCACCUCUGCGUCGCAAUCGUGAAAUACCGUACGAAGCUCAAGAUACCCAGGAGAGGCGUCUGUUCAUCUUACCUCGCUGGCUUGAGACCUGGUGACAAAUUGCGGAUAACAGUAGAGAAAGGGCUCAUCAAGUUACCUGACGAUCCUCAUACACCUGUGAUUUGCGUUGGCCCCGGAACUGGCGUCGCCCCCAUGCGGGCGGUAAUAGAGGACCGCGCAGAUGCAGAAUCUAACGCCACGACACUUUACUUUGGCUGCCGUUCAACGUUCAAGGACCACCACUACGGCACUGAAUGGGAAACAUACGCGAAAAACAAACAGAUCAAGUACCGCGUCGCAUUCUCCCGGGACGGUCCCGAAGGAGCGAAAAGAAUAUAUGUCCAAGACCUCAUGCUUGAGGACAAAGAUACGGUUUGGAAUCUCCUCAAUCACCAAAGAGGGACUCUCAUCAUUUCUGGAUCAUCCAACAAGAUGCCUGCUGCUGUUCGCGGAGCCGUCGCCAACAUCGCAGAAGAUUGUGGAAAGAUGCCGAAAGACGACGCGCUCAAGUUCGUUAAUGAGAUGGAGCGGGAGGGAAGACUGAUCGAAGAAUGUUGGAGUUAA